Molecule: messenger RNA, 722 nt
Organism: Aegilops tauschii subsp. strangulata
Lineage: Eukaryota; Viridiplantae; Streptophyta; Magnoliopsida; Poales; Poaceae
Source: RefSeq, a predicted model, not a curated record
CGGGCACUGCUCCAUCGCAGCUCUGGGCACGCCUCCUCCUGGCUCUCGCCAGUGCCAGCCGCCACCCACCACCUCGUCCGAUCCUACUGUGGACUGUGGUGGUAGUUAAUCAAUGGAAGAGCUCGACGAGUUCGAGGUGCUCUGGCCGGAGUACUGCGCCGGCCUCGCGCACGCCGACGAUGACCAGUACAAGACACCGGCGGCGGCAUCGAGCGUGCAGAGCACGGCCACGUCGUGGCAGCGGCGCGCGGCACGGUCUCGGCCGGUGGACGUUCCUCCAAGCAGGGCCGCCGUGCUGUUGCUACGGUGGAAAGACGGUAAUACCGAAGACGACUCAGUGGAGAAGGACGGCGGGGGCAAGAUCAUCGUGCCGCCGCACCUGCUGGUCUCCGGCAGGCGGCUGUCCGACGGGGAGGCCGCCGCGGCGUACACGCUGCUGCGGUCGGGGGCGGCAAGGCGCGGCAAGCGGGCGCGCGACCUGCGCCACCUGCGCAACUCCGUGCUGCGGAUGACCGGCUUCAUCGAAGGAUGACACGUUGACACGUAGUACCAGGUCGUCCUAUGGUUUGGGGCACAAACACGUGCAUAAAUUUCUCAAAACUAAAUUUCCUUGUGCGCUCAACGAAUGUUAUCAGAGUACCCAGAAAACGUGUUGCUACUUGCUAUAGUACUACCAGUUUGUUAGUAUCGGUUAAUGAGAAUGGCACCAAGUUUCGAACCUA